Messenger RNA from Rosa chinensis, 946 nucleotides. RefSeq names its product agamous-like MADS-box protein AGL82. NCBI's taxonomy places the organism in Eukaryota, Viridiplantae, Streptophyta, Magnoliopsida, Rosales, Rosaceae. Bases 20 to 946 code for a protein of 308 amino acids. The record is from RefSeq and is a predicted model, not a curated record. Gene Ontology annotation, molecular function: DNA-binding transcription factor activity, RNA polymerase II-specific; protein dimerization activity; RNA polymerase II cis-regulatory region sequence-specific DNA binding. The transcript has a single exon. Gene Ontology annotation, biological process: positive regulation of transcription by RNA polymerase II.
UGGUGGUGGAAAACUGAACAUGCAACUCAUUGCCGAUGAGAGAUCUCGCAGAAUUACCUUCCAAAAGAGAAAGAAGGGCAUUCUCAAGAAAGCUUAUGAGUUUUCAACCCUUUGCGGUGUAGAUAUGUGCUUGAUAAUCUACGGCCCAAAACAGUCUGAUCGGCGACCUACUGAACUCCACACCUGGCCACAAAAUCCAGAUGAGGUUAAUCGCAUUAUUGGCAAAUUUAAGCUCAAUAACAAACCAGCCACCAAAACCUACAACUUGUCCGAUUGGUUGCAUGAGCAAAAGGUCAAGAUGGAUGCUAAAAUCUCCAAACUGAGGAGUGAUAUGUAUGAGGCCAAGUACCCUACAUGGGACGACCGCAUCAAUGAUUUUUCAGAACAUCAACUGGAAGAGCUUGUACAUGUGUUGGAUCAAAAGAUUGAAUCCGGGAAGAGAACACUAAAUAAUGUGAGGGCACCACCAAAAUUGCUGCUAGGUGGAAACCAUGUUGCUGAUGUAACUAGCCAAAAGCUCUAUAAUCACAUGCAAGAUUAUGCGCACUACCUUGGUGAGUAUGAGGACCAAAAGCCUAGCUAUGUGAGUAUGAUGGAUAUGCAAAUGCCCUUCUCAAUUGAUCAGCCUACUAGCUAUUCUCAAACGCUUCAAUAUGAUUCAGAAUUGAAUUCGAUGAUGACUAAUCCGUUGAUGGGAUAUCCGAGCACUUACUAUGAUCCAAGUGGAGCAAGUCAGAUGAUCCAGUCUCCUGCCGAGAAUAAUCCGAAUAUGAUGAUGUUCAAUAGCGUUCCAAGUUCCUCAGUGAGCCACUAUGCCCAACUAAUACAGAAGCCUAUGUCGUACACGCAAUACCCGAUGAAUAUUUCGACUAUUUCAUCACAACUGGGAAAUUCUCAAGUAAAAGAUCGUGAAGAUGAUGAUCUGAUCCAUAACAAGAUGGUUUGA